Messenger RNA from Chelonia mydas (Green sea turtle), 2550 nucleotides. RefSeq names its product chitinase domain containing 1 (gene CHID1). Gene Ontology annotation, cellular component: extracellular region. Gene Ontology annotation, molecular function: oligosaccharide binding; chitin binding. The record is from RefSeq and is a predicted model, not a curated record. Gene Ontology annotation, biological process: carbohydrate metabolic process. NCBI's taxonomy places the organism in Eukaryota, Metazoa, Chordata, Testudines, Cheloniidae. Bases 215 to 1207 code for a protein of 330 amino acids. The transcript has 11 exons.
GCGGUGGCCGGAGCACUGCCGGCUCCGGCGCAGGGAGCGUGGGCGGCCGCUUUAAGAGGGCGAGCGCGGGGGUGGGCCCCUCCUCCCUGCUCGCUUCCACUUCCGAGUCCGGGCCGCGGAGGGAAGCAGGCGGCGGCGGCGGCAGCAGCCGGGAAGAAAGAAUCAAAAGUCUAGUCUCUUUUAAGCAGAGCUGAUUGGCAUAGUGGAAAUUGCCAUGAGACUUCUCUGUACUGCACUUUCUUUGGCCUUGAUUUACCAGCUCGUUGAUGCUACGUUAUCAAAGACAGAUGCAAAGAAAAUGGCUUCAAAAACGCUGGAGGAAAAGAUAUGGCAUUCAGACAAAAUUGUACAAGACCGGGGUCUGGUAGUCACUGAUCCAAAGGCAAAAGAUAUUGUGUUGGAACACAAAAGUUACUGUGCCAAGAAAAUGAAGGAGAGACACUUCUUGGGAGAUGUUCUGGGAUAUAUCACCCCUUGGAACAACCAUGGCUACGAUAUUGCUAAAGUGUUUGGAAACAAAUUUACGUUGAUCUCCCCAGUCUGGCUGCAGGUGAAAAGAAAGGGAAAGGAGAUGUUCCAGUUCACAGGGCUCCAUGAUGCUGACCAAGAUUGGAUAAAAGAUGUCAAGAAAAACUCUAAAAACAUCAAAAUAGUUCCUCGGAUUUUGUUUGAUGGCUGGACUUACCAAGAUUUUGAGAGUGUUUUUGGCAGUGAGGAUGAGAUAGAGGAGCUUUCCAAGACCAUGGUGCAAAUAGCCAAGGAAGAAAAUUUUGAUGGAUAUGUAGUUGAAGUGUGGAGUCAGCUGGGAAAUCAAAAGCAAGCGGAGCUGAUUCAUUUACUCACUCACCUCUCGGAAGCUCUCCAUGAAGCACAACUUAAGCUAAUACUGGUCAUCCCACCUGCUGUCACACCAGGGACCAACCAGCUGGGAAUGUUCACAAAGAAAGAAUUUGAUCAAUUGGCCCCAGUAAUGGACAGCUUCAGUCUCAUGACAUACGACUAUUCAACACCACAGCGGCCUGGCCCAAAUUCCCCUCUUCCCUGGGUACGGGCCUGUGUUCAGGUGCUUGAUCCUGAAUCCAAAUGGAGGAGUAAAAUUCUGCUGGGGCUGAAUUUCUAUGGCAUGGACUAUUCAGCACUGGGUGCUUCUGGAGAGCCUAUCCUUGGUAACAGUCAUAGGCCAUGUACCUCCUGCCUCAAGUUCUGAGGAAGAUGAAAGAAUGGAACAUCUGUGAUCUUGAUUGCUCCUGGGUGUCUCAGGCAGUUUUGGCUCCCAAGCAUUCUCCAAACAUCCCUAUGCAUCCAUAUUCAGCUCUUCCCAGGCUUAUUGACUCAGGACAGAGGCAAGAUGAAACACCCCAGUCCAGCAUCCCUCCAUCUAACAGCAUGGUAUUUGCAUGAGCAAUGGACCUAGAAAAUCAUGCUUGGAAGUGACACAAUCCAUCCUGAGCAAUAGUGAAAGAAAUUCCAUAAGGAAAUGCUACACAGCAAAAGGGAAAAGAUCCAGCAUUGCCAGAUACCCCCAGAAGGAGCCAAGAGCCCUAUUAUUCUGGACUAUUUCCUCUUUCUUAAAAUGUCAGAACUAUCUCUCAGCGCCUUGCAGGUCCACUUGGCAGCUAUGAGGGCCUUUCACCGCUGGUGGAUAGCCAUUCAUCUUCCCCCAUCCUAUUACAGUGUGGUUUCUAAAUGGAUUUGUGAGAGCCUCUCCUUUGAUACUGAAACCUAACCCAACAUGGAUCUCAACCUAUGUCCUAUUGGCAUCAAUGCAGGCUCCAUUCUAACCCUUAGCCUUGUAUUUCGUUGUUUAUCUAUCUUUGAAGAUUGCCUUUCUGGGUGCCAUCACCUCAGCCAAAAGGAUAGGGACAGUGGGAACUCUUGUGGCUGAUCCACUUCAUAUAGUCUUCCAUAAGGACAAAGUUCUCCUGGAGUUUAAUUCCAAAUUCGUUCCCAGGUAACCUCGCAAUUUCCUCUAAAUCAUGUUAUUCACUUACUUGUCACUUUCUGAAGCCGCAUGCUACCAGAAAGGACAAAAAACUACACUCUGGAUAUAUGUUGAGCCUUGGCCUUCUACGUGCAGAGGGCAAAACCCUUUAGGAAAUCCCCUAAACCAUUUGUCUCCUUUGCUGGGGAAUAGAGAAGUGUAGACUUGCAUGCGUAUAUGUACGUGAAAAGAAAGGUAUUGAUUUAAUGCUGUAAUGUAAGUAGUGAAUCAACAGGCCCAAGGCAUAUAAGCUAAGGAUGGCUUAGCAUAACUAAGGAUUGGGCUUGACAUGGUUAGAUGAUAGGCAGGUGACCUUAAGUCACAAGGUAAAGUAUAAACAGCAUGGAAGUAUUAAAAAUUAGUCAGCUAGUGUUAAGUAAGAAACCACAAACGCAGGUUACAGUUUAGGAUAUUUUUAGGCAAUAUGUAUAACUGAAGCUCACAAGGUUUGAUUGUAAUAUUCCUAUAAGAACAUAAGAAUGGCCAUACUGAGUCAGACCGAAGGUCCAUCUAGCCCAGUAUCCUGUCUUCUGACAGUGGCCAAUGCCAGUUGCUUCAGAGGGAAUGAA